Molecule: messenger RNA, 1632 nt
Organism: Wickerhamiella sorbophila
Lineage: Eukaryota; Fungi; Ascomycota; Dipodascomycetes; Dipodascales; Trichomonascaceae
Exons: 1
Coding region: 1-1632 (543 amino acids)
Source: RefSeq, a predicted model, not a curated record
AUGCAAACGGUUGGUUACGACCCGAGCCAGACGUCGCUCAAUACGUCGUCCUCGUCUGUAUACCAGGGAUUUGAGACUGUCCAGAGCCCAGAAGAGUAUUUGGCGGCGCCUCCGGUGUUGCUGAAUGGUGACGAGCAACGGGCUGCGUUGGAUGGCCCGCUUGCGUCUGCCGUUGAAGCCUGCCAGGACAAUCAGGUACUGACAGCAUCCGAGUUACAACGGCUUUCACGCAAGAUCAAAGAGGUCGACACCAAGAUCAGUGAAACGGCGGGCCAGCUCGAGGUCGAACACAAAAUGGCCGAGGCAGCGUCUUCGUUAUCUCGUUUGCAUCUGGAGGGAAAAAAAAAGGAAAACCGCAUGUCGCGGGUGUUUUCUAGUGGCGAGAAAGCGAAGAGACUCAGCAGACAGGCAGAAGACGAAAUAGAGGUUAGCAUGACCCGCAUCAAGGAUUUGGAGGCGAGCCUUUUACGACUCCAGUUCGAUCGCUCCCAGCUAGAGCUCAGGAUUGUUCGACACUACGCGGCGCUACUCGCACAGCAUGCAUUACACAGCCAGGCUGGUAAUAAUGCUGCCAGUAUAGAAGGACCGCGUGGUCAGGCUCAUGCCCGAACCGAUUCCAGUCAGACCAUGCGGGCCAGCAAUUUCGGCGCCGAGGCCGAUGUCCGGGACGAGAUCGCCAUUUUGGCAAUGAAGAUCAAAGCUACUUUGCCUAGAGCAGAGUUUAAAGAUACCUCAGAUCUUGCAGUUGUUUCAACUGGCAUCAAAACGCUGGUUCAGGACCGAGGCCGCCUCAGCCGGGCCUUGCAAGACUCCCAGUCGGACGCUACAGCUCACCGAACCCGUGCAGAACAACUUAAUUACCAAGUGAGCCAACGAGAAGCCGCCGAGGACCCUGUCGAGCGAGCAAGGCUGAACGCCGAGCUCCUUGAGCUCCAACGCAAUCUGGACGACGAACGAAAGCGCACAAACCAACUGCGACUCCGCAGCGAGGCUCAGCGACAGGAGCUUGAGCACACGGUGACCUCGCUGGAGGAAGUCACGAGAAUAGCCGUUGACUAUGAACAUGAACGGAACGGGUUUGGCGAAAUCGUCGAGCAGCUGGAAGAACGAGUCAAGGACCUCGAAGCCAAGGACCUCGACUCACAAGCGGUCACCCGCCUCGAAUCUACGGGCCCUUGCGGUAUCCUCUGUCGUGAGUUCCGCAGUAUUCUUCAUGAACAGCAACAAAAGCAUUGGAUAGAGCUUCGCCGUCUCCGAGAACUAAUUGUUAAUGUGAACCGUAAACCAGCGCUUACCCCCACCCUCGCUGCCGCUCCCGCCGCUGAGCCCCACGGUACAUCCACUCCUCCGCGGUCCAAGCCAAGCAGCGAACCGGUCCAAGAAAUGAACAUCACACCACCGCAGUCGUCUGAUCGAGGACAGUCUGACGUCGUGCCCGAAAGCUUACCUAGAAGCUCAUACAUGCGCUAUGAGGCUCAAGCAGAACCCGUGCAGAUGCCGGCGUCUCCAGUGCGCGUGCCUGAACAAUUGCAGAUACAAAGUCCUAUGGCCACCAGUCGAAUGAGCCGUUAUGCUCCCCACACACAACAACAGAAGCCUCAAGUGUCUAAGGACGAUUAUGAUUUAUUGUAA